AUGAAGAUUCCUUACAACUGUCUUCAUACACACAGAAACGUCCUGUUUGCGGCACGGGGUGGAAAGAUUCACACCUUCAACCUGCUAGACGGCGCUCACAUCGCAAGAUGGCAACACCCGGAACUACAGACAUGUAUAGUGGCAGACGUCGAGGCUUCAUCAGCGGUAGAACCAGGACAGCAAGAUGCAGACGACGCUGUCGUGGCCGAUGAGGAGGCGCAGCAGCCGCCUUCCAAGCGCCAAAAGGUGACCACAGGUGAUGGCGGACACCAAAGCAAUGACGCGGAGGAAAAGGCGGGUGGCAAAAAGGCGCGCGCCAAAGAGCAACGGAAGCCCAAGCCGAUACCGGUACCGGAUCGUCCUACAAUCAUCCAAUUGGCAACGACCAGUGAUGGAAGCCACCUGGUUGCCGUGUCGAGCCAUGACAAGGCGGUGUGGGUUUUCAAGCACGACGGCGCCGGCCAGCUCACCCAGCUCAGCAAGAGAAUCAUGCCAAAGCGGCCUUCGGCCAUCACAGUGUCGCCAGACUCGCAAAUCCUCGUCGCCGACAAGUUCGGCGACGUCUACGCCAUUCCCCUGAUCAAGAGCUCCGAGCCAUACGUGCCGCCCCCCAACGCCUCCUCCUCCACUGGGCCUCAAAAUCCCGCUGCCACCGCGCAGCCUGCCGCCACCGUCCUCACCGUGCACUCCAAGGGCAACCGCGCCGCGCUCGCCGCGCAGCAGCGGCAGCUCGAGAAGCCCACCGAGGCCGUCCGCGCCGAGGGCCCGGACUUUGCGCACACGCUGCUCCUCGGCCACGUGUCCAUGCUCACGGCGCUCGUCCUCGGCGAGGACGCGCAGCGCCGGCGGUACAUCCUGACGGGCGACCGCGACGAGCACAUCCGCGUGUCGCGGUACGUGCCCCAGGCGCACGUCAUCCACGGGUACUGCCUGGGCCACAGGGAGUUUGUCGGGGCCAUGACGAUCCCGCCAAGGCGCAAGGAGCUCCUCGUUUCUGGAGGGGGUGAUGAGGAUCUGCUGGUGUGGGACUGGGUCAACGGCAAGCUCCUGUCGAGGACCAGCAUCGUGACGCCGGCCAAGGAAGUCAUCCCGCAAGCGAGCGCCGUCGCCGUGUCCAGGCUUCUCGCCCUCGAGUAUCCCGGCGAGCAAGGCCCACAGACGCACAUUGUUGCGAUAUGCGAAGGCAUCCCUGCCGUCUUCACGUGGCAGCUUCUCGAAGACAACACUCUGACGAGGCCAGGCGUCAUCCAGCUCCCGGGAAAGCCUCUGGACAUCGCCGAGAGCCCAGCCAGCGACGACACCGUGAGCCUCUCUGUCGCGCUGCACGUCCCGGAAGGUUCGAGCGCCGAGGCCGCGCGCAGCCUACACAUCAUCCGCCUUAUGGUCGACGAUGGUCGCCUUGCCGUCAACACGAUUGCGCCCGUCGGCGACGAGUCGCUGGAGAGUAGUGAGCAGGAUGUCGUGGAGGAGGAUGUCCGGACGCUGUUCUACACUGUUGAGCAUCUCCGCAAGCAGCAGGCGAGUGGCCAGGAAGAGGGCGAGACAGAGCAGCAAGGAGACAGUGUUGCCGAAGAAUAA
Molecule: messenger RNA, 1578 nt
Organism: Cordyceps fumosorosea ARSEF 2679
Lineage: Eukaryota; Fungi; Ascomycota; Sordariomycetes; Hypocreales; Cordycipitaceae
Product: Quinoprotein amine dehydrogenase
Exons: 3
Coding region: 1-1578 (525 amino acids)
Biological process (GO): RNA (guanine-N7)-methylation
Cellular component (GO): tRNA methyltransferase complex; cytosol; nucleus
Molecular function (GO): tRNA (guanine(46)-N7)-methyltransferase activity; protein binding
Source: RefSeq, a predicted model, not a curated record